AUGGCUGAUCAGCCAGUACAACGAGACCAUGGCACGUCUGAAAGCCGAAGGAAGGGCACAUCCAGUGGAGGGGGAGGCAAGCGUGCUUCCAUGGAGGCGGCAAUGGGAACGACAACAAUAAAUAGUAAUGCAGUAGGUUCUGGUGGUGGUGGUGGUGCAGCUCCAUGUGGGGCGUGCAAGUUUUUGAGGAGGAAGUGCAUAAGCGGGUGCAUAUUCGCACCCCUUUUCAGUUCAGACCAAGGAGCUGCACGCUUUGCGGCGGUGCACAAGGUGUUUGGGGCGAGUAAUGUCUCGAAGCUUUUGUUGCACAUUCCCUUGAACCGCCGGCAUGACGCUGUCGUUACCAUUUCCUACGAGGCUCAAGCUAGGCUCUCCGACCCCGUUUAUGGUUGCGUCUCCACCAUACUUGCUUUGCAACAACAGGUUGCAUCUUUGCAAGCCGAGCUAGCAAUGGUGCAAACUCAGCUGAUAAACAGCAGGUUUGCAUUUGCAAGCGCUCUCCAAAUCACCUCGCAGCAGCAACAGCACGAGCAGCAGCAGCAGAACAUGGCACUAAUGUUGCAGCCUGCUUACUCCAACAACUCCUCAGCCACCACUAACCUCAUCAACAUGAACAGCUUCACCUCAAAUUUCGACAUUGAGGCGGCCCCGUCUUCAGAGAGUCGAGUUCCACUCUUGUUCGCCAAUGAUCGAUAUUGA
This is a messenger RNA of Pyrus x bretschneideri (Chinese white pear), 699 nucleotides long. Its product is annotated as LOB domain-containing protein 20-like. Gene Ontology annotation, cellular component: nucleus. Gene Ontology annotation, biological process: positive regulation of DNA-templated transcription; hormone-mediated signaling pathway. The record is from RefSeq and is a predicted model, not a curated record. The transcript has 2 exons. NCBI's taxonomy places the organism in Eukaryota, Viridiplantae, Streptophyta, Magnoliopsida, Rosales, Rosaceae. The coding region runs from base 1 to 699 and encodes 232 amino acids.